This is a messenger RNA of Paramisgurnus dabryanus, 1857 nucleotides long. RefSeq names its product COP9 signalosome subunit 8 (gene cops8). Gene Ontology annotation, molecular function: zinc ion binding. Lineage: Eukaryota; Metazoa; Chordata; Actinopteri; Cypriniformes; Cobitidae. Gene Ontology annotation, cellular component: COP9 signalosome. The record is from RefSeq and is a predicted model, not a curated record. Gene Ontology annotation, biological process: COP9 signalosome assembly; protein deneddylation.
UGUAAAGCCAACGGUUUGUUUUCCUUAGCUGUUAGCAUUGAAGCUCCUGUGAAAGAUGCCUGUGUCUGUCAUGAUGGCUGAACCUGAUGAAAAACUGUUGUUGCAGUUUGAAACUCAAGAGCUGGAGGCUCCUGGUGGCAUUGCAACGCCUCAAGUGUAUUCACAGCUACUGGUCCUAUAUCUCCUACAUAGUGAUAUGAACAAUGCCAGAUAUCUUUGGAAACGGAUACCACAAGCAAUUAAAACAGCAAACCCAGAGUUGGCAGCUAUAUGGGCUGUAGGACAACGGAUAUGGCAAAGGGACUUUCCAGGGAUCUACAAUGCUAUUGCUGCUUACCAGUGGUCUGAAAACAUCUUACCUGUAAUGGAAGCUUUAAGAGCUGAGAUGGACAUACAGCGAACUGCCUCCUUGUUGGGGUCUUCUGGCUCCAUGGAGAGCCUUGAGAAACAGCUGAGCUGCCCGAUCUGUCUAGACAUGUUCACCAAACCAGUGGUGAUCUUACCCUGUCAGCAUAACCUAUGCCGAGGAUGUGCUAGUGAUCUUUACGACUCAAGAAAUCCUUACCGUUUCUCUGGAGGUGUCUUCAGGUGCCCUACUUGCCGUUUUGAAGUGGUUCUCGAUCGCCACGGUGUACAUGGACUUCAAAGAAAUCUUCUAGUUGAGAACAUAAUUGACAUAUACAAACAGCAACAAGAAGGUCUUGGUGGUGGUGGUGGUGGUGGCACCCCGGAAACAUCUAUAAAACCCAAGAAGUCCACGGAGCCGAUGUGCCAAGAGCACGAGGAUGAAAAGAUCAACAUCUACUGCGUGACCCACCAAGUUCCAACCUGCUCUAUGUGUAAGGUAUUCGGCCAACAUAAAGACUGUGAGGUGUCGCCACUUGCUAGUGUCUACCAGGCUCAAAAAGGAGAGCUGAGUAAUGCCAUUGAUACUCUCGUGGCUGGAAAUGGUCGCCUUCAGGCAUUACUCAACCAGAUGGAGGAGGCCAGUACGGCCGUUCAGGAUAACGCUCAACGGGCUAAGCAAAAGCUGGGCGAACGAUUCGAUUCACUGUACGCCGCCUUGGAAGAGCGCAAAAACGCCCUCUUGGAACGUAUUAGUAAAGAGCAAGAUGAGAAGGUGGCCGCUCUCAGGGCUUUGGCUAGCCGUUACGGGGAUCGUCUUCAGGCAGCCACAGAGUUAACAGACACGGCGGUUCGCGCCCUGGAACAAAGCGGAGCUGCAGAAUUCCUACAGGCCUCGAAGAACCUGAUUACCCAAACGAAAGAUGCGGCGAAGAGUUCACUGUCCGAAGAAAGACCCGAGCCAGGAUUCGAAAGAAUGGACCAUUUUACUUUGGAUACAGAACACGUGGAGACUUUGUUGUCUAAGAUGGACUUUGGAGGAGAUAAUGAUGAUGAGGAAUUUGAAGACGCAGAAGAUGAGGAGGAAGAGGAGUGAAUAGAUUGCACUGCUUAUGGUAUUGAAGAUUAAAGGAGACGCAAGGAAGGGCAAAAUCAAGAUGGCUGCACAAGCAAGGACAGUGACAAUGAGAAAUGGGUUCAUGAGGUUUAUAUGUUUGGAUAUCGCUGCUAAGCAGUGUCGGCAUUUCAACUUUUGAUCAUAAGAAAAUCUCUUAUUUAGGUGCCUUUUUUAUACUUUUUUAAUUGUUAAUAUCCUUCCGUUGUCACUUUAGAAGUUAUCUUUAUUUUAAAUUGUUAACUAAUGCACAGAGAAUGAUGAAUUAAGUUUGGCUCAUCAUUGCGAUGUUUCUCCUGUUAUGUUUCUUUAUACAGAUCUGAUCAGAUUAAGGUGUACUUAAAUGUGGACUUAUGCUUUAAUAUGAAAUAAAACCCUUUAAAUAUUGUGAUUAAUCA